AUCGGUGUUGUGUGUGUGGACAGGUCUUGUGUCUCUAAUGAGGUAGCGCGUAGAGGAAUGCUCGAUAGUUCCGUGAAGCGGGGAUUGUAGUACAGAAAAAGAAGAGGUAGGUUUGAGGUGGGGACGAAGGAGAAUGCCGAUCGCAAUGGGACCAUUGCCGUCCACUUUGGGUCGAGAUCGGACUUCUGAGUUUCACGCCAUCCUCGAUCGCUUGAGGAAAACGCAGGGAUCGACGUUGCCCUACACGAAUGGCGCCAAGUGCUCGACGACGAACGGGCAUGCCGACGAGACUGCCCGUCUUUUGCCGCAAGCGACGGGUGCCUUACAGUCGGAGUUCAACAAACGAGCGUCGCAGAUCGGGCUUAGCAUUCAUCAGACCUCGCAGAAGCUCUCCAAGUUAGCCAAAUUGGCAAAGCGAACAUCUAUGUUCGAUGAUCCGGCAGUUGAAAUUCAGGAGCUCACUUCAGUCGUUAAACAGGACAUUACCGCAUUAAACGCAGCUAUAUCUGAUUUGCAAAAGCUUUGCGAUUCAAGAAACGAUGGAGCAAACCAAAGUAAACAGAGCAGUGAGCACUCUGCAACAGUCGUAGACACGUUAAAGAGUCGUCUUAUGAACACUACAAAGGAGUUCAAGGAUGUCCUUACUUUACGAACUGAGAAUCUGAAGGUUCACGAUAAUCGACGACAGCUCUUCACAGCUUCUCCAAAUAAACAGGUUAACCCCUAUGCUCGGCAGGGGCCACUAGCAUCUGCUGUCCCUAGUUCCGCUUCAAGCACUGGUGCUUCUCUUCCACCUUGGAGCAAUGGGACGGGGAGAAGCAAUGAACUUUUCAGCUCAAGACGGCGUCCUACAGCUGAUGGACUGGAGAGUUCGCAGUCACAAGGGCGUCUGCAGCAGCAGCAGCAGCAGUUAGUUCCUGUUCAGGACAGUUACAUGCAAAAUCGUGCCGAGGCUCUUCAAAACGUAGAGUCCACCAUUGUGGAGUUGAGUAGUAUUUUUACCCAGUUGGCCUCCAUGGUUGCCCAGCAUGGAGAAAUUGCUAUCAGGAUUGACGAGAACAUGGAUGAGUCUCUUUCAAAUGUCGAAGGAGCACAAACUCAGCUUCUUAAGUACCUUGACAGCAUCUCAUCAAAUCGAUGGCUUAUUCUUAAGAUCUUUAUGGUGUUGAUCGCAUUCCUUUUGAUUUUUGUCGUUUUCGUAGCUUAGAUUUUUCAAAUAGUAGUUCUCACUCUCCAUAUUCAGGCUGGCUUCAACUUCAUUGGAGGGUAGCUCAUUUAUUCAUUUAUCGACUCUGCGUUUGAGUGUGAAGAAAAGGCAUUUUGGCUUUGUAUAAUAAUUGAUGUUCUAGCGGUCUAUUUCGGUGCCCGUUUUCCCCUUCAGAAUUAAAGUUUCAGUGCUAGUAGAUAUUGACAUGUUUGAGAUGUAGAACUGCCAGUUGAAAACUCUGUAUUUUUAUAGAUGAAACCUGUUUGAGAACAUUGAAGUUAGUAAACGAGGUAAUUGUGAUGCUUACACACCA
Molecule: messenger RNA, 1520 nt
Organism: Physcomitrium patens
Lineage: Eukaryota; Viridiplantae; Streptophyta; Bryopsida; Funariales; Funariaceae
Product: syntaxin-32
Biological process (GO): endoplasmic reticulum to Golgi vesicle-mediated transport; intracellular protein transport; vesicle fusion
Cellular component (GO): Golgi membrane; endomembrane system; SNARE complex
Molecular function (GO): SNARE binding; SNAP receptor activity
Source: RefSeq, a predicted model, not a curated record